AUGAGUGCCACUUUGAUACCUGGCUCGCCCACGCAGCGAAAUCUGCCGAUAUCCCGGAUUUCUCGGGCCUGUGAAGCAUGUCGUGCUCGGAAAGUCCGCUGUAACGGUGAAAGCCCCUGUGCCAGAUGCCGUGGGACUAAUCGCCAUUGUGAGUACCGCUCGCCAAGGUCAGAGACACGAUCGACCCGCAAACCAUUGAGAGCCCAUAAUACGCCCCGUCCAGGACCAUCAGGUGUGCUGCCGUCCACAGCCCCGGUCCGCCAUGACCCGGUCCACUUCAAGAGACAACGAGAGUUGCGAGCGGGCAUCGGAGUAUCAAAUGUCGACACUGGAUCAUUUCAAUACUACGGUCCUUCGUCCCACUUCUGCUUCAUUCAACGCAUGUACCAACGUAUUCAGCAAAAGACUGAUACAUCCCUUCUGACCCCAACUAAUUCUGUUCCCGAUGGCGUCAGGAAUUGGAACUUGGAGCGAUUCAUGUUCUCCGUCGGUGUGGACAGCAACCCUUCUCAAUGUCCAGCGGAGUCGUACUUCCCCCGAGACUUAGGUGAAUCGUUCAUCGAUUCCUACUUUCGUAUCAUUCAUCCGCAGGCGCCCGUUCUUUUGUAUGUGGAUGUAGUAAAGUCGUGGAAUAAUCUCUGGAGCCCACCGUGGGAACGGCGUGAUAUCAAGGGAGACGAAAUACUUUUUAUGGUACUCGCUAUUGGAGCACGAGUAUGCAGCUUUGAGGGGAAACAAAAUACUCGCUCAUCGGAAGGCUGGGCACAUCACUUUGUAGAAAAGGCAAAACGUCUGAAUGACGCAUUCGAAGAUAUUAGCAUGGCCUCGACGCACUUCAUGCUCCUCAAAGCGAUAUACGCCUUCCAGGUCAUGAGGCCCAACGAAGCGUAUCUGUAUCUUGGACAUGCUGCUCGGAUCGCGAUGGCUCUUGGUAUUAACCGAUUGCAAGUCGUUGAUGGAGUCAAUGCUAAAGCACAUCGCCUAAGGCUAACAUUUUGGACUAUAUACGCCUACGAGCGCUCAUGUGCUCUAUAUACCGGGCGUCCAUCCGCAUUUCGUGACGAGCUUAACGACAUACCGUAUGUGGAAGACUUUCCGGUGUCAGACACACUCGAAAUGCCCCCCGCGAGCGUGACUCACUUGAAGCCGUCUACGGAUUGUGGGUUUAUUCGAGCGAUAGCUAAACUUGCCGCGAUCGCGGAUCGAAUACUCGUUGAAAUUUACUCACCCACCCACAUUCCCUCCUUUCCCAGUGCCAUAAAAAUCCACGAUGAUAUAAGGCAGUACGAACUAGACUUAGAGACAAUAACUCACGACCUCCCAGCACAUUUACAUUUUUUUGACGAGGACCUCCCCCUUGGGAACAGUUGGCAAGAGAUCCAGAGGAUGGCAUUAGGAAAUCAGUUUUAUUUCACGCGCAUGCUGAUCUAUAGACCCGCUUUGGUCUUUGCAACUUUCCUAAACUCGCAACACAAGGUCCAGGGACAUGUCACACAGGAUCCACAGUUGUGUGGCUCCAUUCAUGAGGCAAUAUCCUCGGCCCAGAGUAUCGUUCAGCUCAACCACGAUGUAUAUUUCCAACGCUAUCCGGAGGCUAGGUUUGACGGUUCCUCGGCCAGCCUUCUAGUCUCUGCGUGCGUGACCCUCCUCUAUGAUGUGUUUGACCCAAUGACGACGUCGGAUAACGCAAGAAAGAUAUUUGCCAGUGUCGAGCGUGCGAUCAAAUGUCUCGAUCAAAUCAACCAUAUCGGUCCGACCAGUGGGAAGGCCCUUAGCCUAGAUGUCAUGAAAAUCGCCAAGGACACCUUGCAGUCGACUCGAGAAGAUAGUGCUUUAAGUGACGACCUAUUGAGCUCAUUCCCAUGGCUACAAUAUGGCAACUAUGCCCCUCGCGAAAACGGUCUUGACUCGGGGCCCAUAGCUGACACUCUUCCGCAAGGAGAGGAACCAGCAGUAUCGGCGUAUAUUCCAAAUGAGACUCCUGCGAUAGCCACUUCGAUUGAUGCAUAUAAUUCUGCCCAAGUCCCGGCGCCCGAGGUCCAUUACAUGUCCCAUUGGCUGGAAGCUGGCUUUGAUCCGGAAGACAUCCCCCAUUGCUUGUACUAGCAUCUUCUUGAGUGUUUGUUGCCCUUCGUGCCCCCUUCACCUUCUGGCGGAGUAUCUCUCUGGCCAAUUCGGAAGGGAUACGUUACCAUCAGGACCCUAGAGCAGGGUACAGACAUCAUCGUCGACCAUGCAGACCACCAUUUUGAACGUGACUUUCAUCAGAUGGCACAUAG
Molecule: messenger RNA, 2279 nt
Organism: Aspergillus pseudotamarii
Lineage: Eukaryota; Fungi; Ascomycota; Eurotiomycetes; Eurotiales; Aspergillaceae
Product: Zn(II)2Cys6 transcription factor
Exons: 4
Coding region: 1-2106 (701 amino acids)
Biological process (GO): regulation of DNA-templated transcription; DNA-templated transcription
Molecular function (GO): DNA-binding transcription factor activity, RNA polymerase II-specific; DNA binding; zinc ion binding
Source: RefSeq, a predicted model, not a curated record